Molecule: messenger RNA, 2618 nt
Organism: Zingiber officinale
Lineage: Eukaryota; Viridiplantae; Streptophyta; Magnoliopsida; Zingiberales; Zingiberaceae
Product: cysteine-rich receptor-like protein kinase 2
Exons: 8
Coding region: 498-2432 (644 amino acids)
Biological process (GO): protein phosphorylation
Molecular function (GO): protein kinase activity; ATP binding
Source: RefSeq, a predicted model, not a curated record
UGCUUAAAGACGCCAUUAAUGCUAUGCUGAUGAUCCAGUUGGGUGUGCGAUCUUUCCUUUUUUCUCCUUCCAGCAAUCGAAGCCUUCACUACUCCAAAAAAACGAGCUUCUCGAUUCUCUUAUUUCCUUCUCAUUCGUCUUUUGUCUCUAGACAUUUAGACAAUCUUUAGGUUUUUCUUUGCUUCAGAUCCAUGAGGAAAUUCUGGUUUUGCUAACUUACAGAAGUUAUCCAUCUUCCACUUUGAAGAUGUUGAAGGUCUGCUAAGAGAUCUCUAAAAGGUUAGUGAAAUUUAGAUAUUUCCACCCUAUCAAAUGAUAGUAAGGAACCAUAAAAGAUUCCAGUUUGAGAGAUCGAAAAGAGCACUAUCUUAUUGAAAAGAUUACGGUUUGAAGCAUUCACUCCAUUGAUCAAUUUUGUACACACAAGUUAUGGUUUUACUUGUGUGAUCUAUAGGAGGUGGAUAAAACAUUGUAUGUUGUAGCUUACAACCUAUUCAAUGGGUGGAAUUGUGUCAAUCGUCCAUCUAUUGCUCCUCGUUCUCCUCUGUGGACAUUCCAAAGGGGAUCCAAGAUCUCAAACAGUGGAAGUCACUUGUUCGAGACAAUUGGAACACAAUUCAACGGCAUUUGUUCCGAACUUCCUUGCUGUAAUGGAUAGCAUUGGCAGUCAGAUCCGAUCCGAUGGUUUUGGCAUGGCAACUGUGGGCUCAGGGCCAGAUGCAGACUAUGGACUAAGCCAAUGCUAUGGUGACCUCUCCUCUCUAGACUGCGUUUUAUGUUAUGCCGAGGCUCGAACUGUUCUUCCCAAAUGCUUUCCCAAUACUGGUGGACGCAUCUAUCUCGAUGGUUGCUUUAUGAGAUCUGAGAAUUAUAGCUUCUUUUCGGAGUAUAUCGGCCCUGAAGACAGGGCAAUAUGUGGAAAUAAAACUAGUAAAGGUAGAACUUUCGAACAGGCAGCCCGGCAAGGUUUGCUGGAGGCCGUAAAUAAAGCUCCUGGAAAUGGUGGCUAUGCAAAAAUUUCAGUUCCCAAAACCAAGGGCUCGAAUCACUCAGCUUAUGUUUUGGCUAAUUGUUGGAGGACACUGAAUGAGACCACUUGCAAGGCCUGUCUAGAGAAUGCAUCAGCUUCAGCAGUUCUAUGCUUACCUUGGUCGGAAGGCCGUGUGCUCAACACAGGUUGCUUCUUGAGAUAUUCCGACACGAAUUUCCUUAAUCCAGAUAAGAGCGGAAGCCAUCAAAGAAGGAGCAUUAUAGCUAUGGUUGUUGCUGUUGGUAGUGCUCUCAUAGUUGUUGUCGUCGGGAUUCUGGUUGCGGUAAGGGUGUGGAAACAAAGGAAACUAAAGAAGAGAAGAGGUUUGAAUAAUUCAGUAAGCAUCGAAGCAGGCUUAUACAAUAAUAGUUUGAACUUCAAGUAUUCUACACUUGAGAAAGCUACAGGAGGCUUUUCUGAUUCCAACAAGCUCGGGCAAGGAGGUUUCGGUACAGUCUACAAGGGAACGUUGGUCGACGGACGAGAAAUUGCUGUGAAGAGGCUGUUCUUCAACAAUAAGCACCGCAUCGCAGAUUUCUACAAUGAAGUCAACAUAAUUAACAGUGUGGAGCAUAAGAACCUUGCUAGGUUGUUGGGUUGCAGUUGCUCGGGACCUGAAAGCCUUCUUGUUUAUGAGUUCCUCCCAAACAAGAGUCUCGACGGUUUCUUAUUCGAUCCUGAGAAGGGCAAGGAAUUAAAUUGGCAAAGAAGGUUGGGCAUCAUUACUGGGACGGCUGAAGGUCUUUCUUAUCUGCAUCAGGACUCGAAGAUUAAAAUAAUCCAUAGGGAUAUCAAAGCAAGCAAUAUCCUACUAGACAUAAAAUUUCGACCGAAAAUUGCUGAUUUUGGACUAGCAAGAACAUUCCAAGAUGACAAGAGCCAUAUAAGCACCGCAGUAGCAGGAACACUAGGCUACAUGGCUCCAGAAUACUUAGCCCACGGACAACUGACAGAGAAGGCAGAUGUCUUCAGUUUUGGAGUGCUUAUGAUUGAGCUAGUGACUGGCAAAUCUAACAACCGGAGCAAGAUUGAUGAAUGCUUUUCUGAGUCAUCAGAGAGUCUUCUUACUCAAGCAUGGAAGCAUUUUCAAUCAGGAACAAUUGAUGAGAUGAUCGAUCCAAAUAUUCUUCUUGGCAAUUAUCAAGAUAUCGACACGGUGAAGGAGGAAAUACUGCGGGUGUUCCAUGUGGGACUUCUAUGCACCCAAGAGAGUCCUUCACUUAGGCCAUUAGUAUCAAUUGCUUUGCGGAUGUUGUGCACUGACAGAGAACUUCCUGCACCCACCAAGCCACCUUUCACCGACGAGACCACUAUGGAGCUCGACGAGACCAAAGAUGUAGAAUGCCAUCCAUCUCCUUACUCCAUUGCUAGCGUCUCCACCGGUUCAUUCUAUCCACGGUAAUCAGCAUAGGUGUUUGAGUGGUUCUACUCUCAACCAAAAAUAAAACAUGGUACUUGUAAGAUUGAUGUCUUUCUCGAAGUAAUUAUGUUAUUAUUUUUCUAAGAUGUAUUAUGACAACUUAUCAAUCAACAAACUUGUGGUUUCUUUAAGUUUCCCAAAAUGUAAAAUUGAUUCUAUUGAAGUCCA